Molecule: messenger RNA, 1272 nt
Organism: Paraglomus occultum
Lineage: Eukaryota; Fungi; Glomeromycota; Glomeromycetes; Paraglomerales; Paraglomeraceae
Source: the annotation of a GenBank genome assembly
AUGUCCAACAUUACCUUCAAUCCUGCUGAUAAACUCGGCCAACGCAUAGAUGGAUUAGAACUCUGCAGCAUAAUAGGCAUCGGAGCAUACGGUGUCGUCUAUUCAGCCAUGAAUCCGACAACAAAGAAAAUACACGCUGUCAAAUGCCUUCCGAAAUCGCUCUCAAAUGCACGUCAAGCCCGUCUCCACUAUGCCGAAAUUGCACAUCACGCGCAAGUUUCCGACCACCCCAAUAUUGUAAAGUUAGAAAAGAUAAUCGACACUCCCGACUCCCUCAACGUGGUUAUGGAACUUUGUCAAGGAGGUGAUCUUUUUUCAAUGAUCACCGAGAAAGGUGGAUACGUCGGAAGAGACUUGUUGAUCAAAAAAGUCUUUGUUCAAUUAUUGGAUGCGGUGCAAUACUGUCAUCGGAAAGGCAUUUACCACAGAGAUUUGAAACCGGAAAACAUUCUCGUAUUUGAUGACGGUCGAACUGUCAAGUUGACCGACUUUGGGCUCGCGACAACAGAAGAAUGGAGUAGAGACUUUGGUUGCGGUUCGACCUUUUACAUGAGUCCAGAAUGCCAAGGGGGAUUAUACAGAAAAGUCCGAAGUUACGCUACAGCCACUAACGAUAUUUGGUCUCUUGGUGUAAUCCUAAUCAACCUUACUUGUGGUCGCAAUCCUUGGAAACAAGCCUGUCUCAGCGACGAAACAUUUGCCGCAUUUCUCUGGGACCAAGAUUUUCUCAAGACCAUCCUCCCUCUUACCGAUGAGCUCAACUCCAUCCUCAAAGACAUCUUCCGGAUCGACCCCUCAGCACGAAUCUCACUAGACGAAUUACGGGCCAGGAUACUCAAAUGCCGACAGUUUACAGUGGCCAAGUACGAUGCCUUUAGCAGAGCAAAAAGAAGAGUGUGGAAUACCCAUAGGCCCGAGGAGCAAGUUGAGCAAGAAAGGAUACCGCCGCAAGAGGAAUGUGUCGUAGCCGGAAAUGCUAGAAAUUUUUGCGAGCCUAAUGAUAACGAGCCGAGUCUCAAGACGUUGCGAAAUGAAUCCACCGAUUCGUCGGCUACCGCUUGUUCGUGGUAUUCCAUGAAUAGCCAGAUGGAUUUUUCUACGCCGGCGAAUCAGUUCCUGGGCGAUUAUUCGCACGAUAGUUCACAUAGUUCGGCAUCGAACGGCUCGACAGAGUCUGUUACAACUCUUGCGAAUAGUGAUGCAGAGAUGGUGAAGUGUGUCGAGGAUAUAGAAGGGCUUCAUUUGGGAGGUUAUUACGCUAUUGAACUUUGA